AUGGAACUGUGUGCACAUUGUGGCAAACAAUUUUCACAUAAAUCAGAUUUUUAUAGGCAUUUAAGAAAUGUUCAUAAAAUUGAACCUGUGUUAAAAAACAAUAUAAAAUGUUUGGAUUGUGACAGUGUCCAUAAAACAUAUGAACAAUUAAGAAAUCAUUACGUUACCAUACAUAAUUAUGAAAUUUUUAAAGAAGUUACAAAGUUUAAUACAGAAGGUGAAUUCGCUACAUGGAAAGAUAAUAAAGAAAAGAAAAUGA
This is a messenger RNA of Psylliodes chrysocephalus, 259 nucleotides long. Lineage: Eukaryota; Metazoa; Arthropoda; Insecta; Coleoptera; Chrysomelidae. The record is from the annotation of a GenBank genome assembly.